AAAACACUUGGUACUCUGUGUAACUCCGCAGCGAGGACCGUAACCACGCAACUAUCCUCGGGUUUCUCCGGGACACCUUACACAUGGCAGCUUGGAAGCACCAAGGCGUGCGUGAAGCAGAGCGCUGAGACCCACAGGGUUGGCCCACUGGGCCCUGGAGCGGAGCGGGGCGGUGCCUCCGCCAAGGGGCACGGGCAGCCCGGAGCCGCCGCCGUCGCAGCCACAAGCGUCGCCAUGCCGGUGGACCUGGCCAAGUGGGACGGGCCGCUGAGCCUCGCCGAGGUGGAGCAGAAGCCGGCGCACCCGCUGAGGGUCAAGUAUGGCUCCGUGGAGAUCGACGAGCUGGGCAAGGUGCUCACGCCCACUCAGGUCCAGCAUCGCCCCACCAGCAUCGAGUGGGACGGCUGCGAUCCGCAGAAGCUUUACACCCUGGUUCUCACAGACCCUGAUGCGCCCAGUCGGAAGGACCCAAAGUUCAGGGAGUGGCAUCACUUCCUGGUGACCAACAUGAAAGGCAACGACGUGGGCAGCGGGACCGUGAUGUCGGAUUAUGUUGGCUCCGGGCCUCCCAAGGGAACAGGGCUGCACCGCUACGUGUGGCUGGUGUACGAGCAGCCCCAGCAGCUGGCCUGCAGCGAGCCCGUGCUGUCCAACCGCUCCGGGGACAAGCGCGGCAAGUUCAAGGUGGCCGCCUUCCGCAGCAAGUACGGGCUGGGGGUGCCGGUGGCGGGCACCUGCUACCAGGCCGAGUGGGACGACUACGUGCCCAAGCUGUACGAGCAGCUCUCGGGGAAGUAGGGCCAGGGCCCUUGGGCACCGCAGCAGCCGUGGCUGGGGCCGGGCACGGCGCUGUAGUUCUGUUCUGUUAAUGAGUUGAACCCCAGUGUCCCGCUCUGACCACUGGCAAUGUCACCGUCCCUGCUCCGUGUCCCUGUGUUCAGGCCUGUGCUGAUGCUCGUGGUAUCCUAGCUAGAGAGCUGCUGAUGGGUGUCCCUGGCUCCAAACUGACCUGCUUAAGGGAAUUAAAAGCCUUUGUGAAUUAGUGUCAAUUCAGGGGGUCUCUGCUGUCUUGGGAUGGCUUGAGGUGGCAGGGGUGUGGGUACACAACCACUUCGGGGUGGGUGCUGGCUGUGGAGACUCCCUUUUCCAGGAAAGGAGAGGGCAGUCAAAGGGAAACUUGCUCCCCUUUUUUUUUCUUUUCCCCCUCCUACAUUUGGCCAGUGCCUCCACAUCACCACUGCAGUAGUGAAGGUGCAGCUCAAGAGGGAGGCAGGAGCUGGCCUAGAGCACUUCCUUCUGUUCUCUGCUGCCGCUCAAAGCUGAGACCACUUUGUUCUGUUCAGUCCUGUGGUGACCUGCCCUGUGCUCACAGUGCAAUUAAAAACUUCCCAAGGUA
Molecule: messenger RNA, 1396 nt
Organism: Vidua macroura (Pin-tailed whydah)
Lineage: Eukaryota; Metazoa; Chordata; Aves; Passeriformes; Viduidae
Gene: PEBP1
Product: phosphatidylethanolamine binding protein 1
Exons: 5
Coding region: 235-798 (187 amino acids)
Biological process (GO): negative regulation of MAPK cascade
Source: RefSeq, a predicted model, not a curated record